Molecule: messenger RNA, 909 nt
Organism: Cordyceps militaris CM01
Lineage: Eukaryota; Fungi; Ascomycota; Sordariomycetes; Hypocreales; Cordycipitaceae
Exons: 4
Coding region: 1-909 (302 amino acids)
Biological process (GO): protein folding
Cellular component (GO): endoplasmic reticulum membrane
Source: RefSeq, a predicted model, not a curated record
AUGGGCUCGACCGACUUUGGCAAUUUCAACGUACGGAAACAGACAGCCCUCUCCAAACCGCGGUACCCCUCAUGUUUGCUAACCCCCCAACAGAAAUUUUGCAGAGAUUCAACUCUUCCAGUCUGCAACCUUCUCACAGAUAACCACAACCAAACGGGGCCAUGGGACGGCUGCCAACUGACCGGUAUUCCCCUCAGUGGAGGCCGACACCUCGGUAAUCUUGGUUCCAUCAUCUUGGCCGCUAUUGCCAUCCUCACAUGUAUCUUCUUGGUGCUCAAGUCGGACAGAAAAAAGGCUGCUGUUGGCCGGAGCAUCUGCGAAAUCUUUUCCGUCGGCGAGUUCCCGCUCUCUGGCAAAGUCCGCGUCGCAUUUAGCGCGAUCCAUAUCGGCAUGAUCAUUGCCACGACCUGGAUUCUCAUGCUCAAUGCUGUAAUCGGUUACCAAUUGAUCGAUGACGGCACCGCGCUCUCUAUGGGCCUUGUGGUGGCAUCUGCCGCCGCCUUCUUUAUUGGCACCGGCUACAUUGCUCUCGACACUGGCUUAAGCUUUACCGGAUUCUGGGACUCGAGUUACGCCCUACCCAACCGCAACCUUGCUCUCUACGUCCUCUACCAGCUUGUGCCGCUCAUCUUCCUCGUCGCUUUCUACGUUCUCGAAGCCAUCCUCGUCCUCCGCAUCCUCGGCGAGUUUCGCCCCAUGAUUUAUCUGACGGGUGCUGCUGUCCUGUUCGCCAUUGGACAGGUCUUCAACUAUACCGUUUCGCCACACAUCUGCAGCGGAACCGACGGCAAAAUCGACGGCGCCCUGUUCCAAACUCUCUUUACCCUCUUGUCCGUCGUUGGUGUCUGGGCCUUUUGGUCCAGCAUCACCGAGGAUGACUGGUCAACACAAGAGGGCACUUACCCUUGA